CAUUCACCAUUCCACACUGCUCCCCGAACCCCCUUUUUCCCGCUCUCGCUGCCGUGGAGGGAUCUCUUUAAUUGCAUUCCAGAGGAAUUUCUCUUGCAGCUGGUGCUUCGACUGACAGGAACGAGUGGGAAUUGUGAAUGACUCUGCCUGGAGGAAGGAGGGAUUUUUUGGUAUAAAAAGUGAGAGAAGAGAAGAGAAAAUAAGUUCUUUUGGAAGCGGGGCACUGCAAGCUUCAACUCUUUUGUCAUUCGUCGCUUGCAGAUAAGGGACGACUCGUCCUCAUUUCUCACACGCUCUUUACUGCAUCGGUUUGGCUGUCUGGUGAGCUUGCGAGGCGCCGUAUGUAAAUAAAGCACAGUGUUUCUGUAGGCUAGGCUCACUGCCAGAAAGUGAGAAAGAGACGGCGAGAGAAAGCCCUGAAGAUUUUGCGGUGAGAAGCUCACCCUGACUGGAUCAACAAGUCUGAAGACGGACAGCUCCUCAAAUCAUCAGCGUGCGCAGGCGAAAGUGGGAGCUACAUGCGCCAGCAUUGGCGAGAGAGCAUUUAUGAGUGUGUGGUGAAGUAGAGGAAAGUCAGGCAACACAGCCUGGAGAAAGACUAUAAGACGGACUGUUCUUCAACGUCCUUUCACUCUGGACGUUUCACAUGUAUUCGUAUCAGUGUUUAUCUUGGUCACAGGCUAUGAAUGCAUCAGAAAUGUCUCUGUUAGAAGUGGGAUGUCUCUGUGUGACGUUAUUUUUCUUAACAGAUUGAGCAGUCUUUUUCCAGGAUUGGAUUUGAAUCGGAGAAGGGGGAGGACUUGGAUCUUGUGUCUCCAGUAUAUGCCCCCCCCCUGUCAUUUCUGCAUGGUUGAAGGACCCCUGCCCUGCACACGAAGACAACCGCCUGAGACUUUGUCUCCUCUGUGGUUUCUGGUCUUAAAAGUCUAAUUUGUUUUUGGGGUUUUCUUUUGUCUCGAUGGCUCUGCACUAGUGGAGUGAAGCUCUGCUGAAUUGAUCUUUUGUCUGAAUCUAGGGUUCUUCUCACGGUGCAAAAACCCUGCAGCCCCCCACUCCGACCCCUCUAAAAUCCCCUCCUUCCAUCUCUCCCACAUGAGUCCCCUCGUACCCUGCCUCCCUCCACUCCCACACACCACCUCGUCUUCCAUCCACAUGCCGCUACUAUCGCAGAGCAUGUGAGAGUAGUCUGCAUGUGUGCCUCUGUUUGCACGUGAAGAAACCGUAAGCCAGGAUUAGGUGCGUGGAGGGUGAUGCAUCGCUGGAUGCAUCUGCAGCUGACGGAUUCAGGAUCGGGAGGACCCAAAACCAUUCCUGAGGGAUUCCACAACCGCUUUAUAACCCGGGCAUCUGUGAUUGCGUGUGUGUGCAUUUCCCUGACUGUCGUAUGAAGAAAGAGGUGGAUAGAGACCGUGUCCUGCCAUGUCCAAAGUGUGACUGUGGUGGUGUAAUAUCAGAGCUGGUGACGGCACACUGCGUUUAUCCAGGCUCAUCAUGAAAAAAACACGCAGCACCACUCUGCGCAGGGCCUGGCCCAGUUCCGAAUUCUCAGACCGGGCCUCUGAGCGCACUCGGUCACGGAGCGAGAAAGACUACCGGCUCCACAAACAUUACCCUAAACACUUCAUCUCGCACUCCCCUAGAGGAUUCAUGAUAACAGGUGAUGUGUCUCCCAUCAGCAUGUCUCCCAUCAGCCAAUCCCAGUUUAUCCCACUGGGAGAAAUCCUGUGCCUGGCCAUUUCUGCCAUGAACUCCGCCCGUAAGACUGUCACGCAAGAGACUCUCAUCGAACACCUAGCAACAUGCUUCCCAGGCGUCCCCACUCCAAGUAUGGAGAUUUUGCGGCACACGCUCAACAUGCUGGUCCGAGAGCGGAAGAUCUACCCCACCCCAGAGGGUUAUUUCAUUGUCACCCAGCAGACAUACUUCAUCACACCUUCCCUCAUUAGGACUAACAGCAAGUGGUACCACCUAGACGAAAGGAUACCAGAACGCGUGCAGCAGCAGCAGCAGCAGCCAUGUACCUCUCCUCAUUCGGGUACAAUGACACCCUCCACAUCUGGAUGCGUCCGGGAAAGAACUCACCACAAGAACCACAGUGAUUCCUACAACAACAGCUACCGGGAGGACAUGCCUAGCACACAUACCUCAACCUUACAGAGAAGGUCUAAGGAGCAUAAAGAGGUUUCUCCUGUGUCUCCGCCCCCUCAGCAGCCAUCAGAGAAGAGUAAGAGUGCGCUUAGUUUUCCAUUUAAAACAGAGACAAACAGUAAACACAAAGAUGGAAGCAGCAGCAGUGGGGAGAAGCAGUCUAAGAAGUUUGGACUGAAGCUCUUCAGGUUGAGCUUCAAGAAGGACAAGACAAAACAUCUAGCCACGUUUUCCGCCCAGUUCCCACCUGAGGAGUGGCCACUGCGAGACGAGGAGACACCAACCACCGUUCCCAGAGAGGUGGAGAUGGAGAUCAUCCGUCGGAUUAACCCAGAUCUCACGGUGGAAAACCUUGCUCGCCACACAGCAGUAAUGAAACGAUUGGAGGAAGAGAAGGCACAGAGGAACAAAGCGAACUCCUCGGCUCAGCAAAGUGCACGCAGCAAGAGGAGCCGCAGCCACCGAAAGACCCAGCAGAGCAAGGCCUCACGUUCACAUAGCAAAACACGAGCGUCCAGGGGGGAUCCAUCUGAAGGAUCCAACCUGGACAUAUCCUAUGACCGGGAUUACAGAUUCUACAGCUCCUCAUUAGUACGUUCUCCACGCGAAACCAUGAUGUCCAUGGAGCGGAAUAGGGGGAAGUAUAUGGUUCACAGCAACCCCAAUAUUGUGGAGUCUCACUUUACAACCGCUCCAGAGUGGGAUGUUUCUGGGGAACUGGCAAAGCGACGGACAGAAAUGCCAUUCCCAGAACCCUCUAGGGCACAGUCACAUUCCAAAGUCCACCGAAGUCAUAGUCAUACACAAGAGAGAAAGUCACGAAAUGAGAGGUCAGACAAGGCCAAAGAAAGGUCACGCUCCAUGGACAACUCCAAGGGACCUCUUGGUGGUCCAUUUUUAGGUGGCCCAGAGGAAUUUGAGUGCAGUCCCGAUGACAGGAGUCGGUACUACACUGACGAUGGUACUUUGAGGGCAUCUGCGCAGGCGACCCACUAUUCCCGCAUUAUGCUCUCUGCUGCUAGAUUACACUCUGACAUUUGUGUGCCUGAUGUUGGAAGAGGAUCCUCAGAGGAUGCUGUGCUUUACCGGACGCUGGAGAAGAGUAAAAGCAGGGAUAGUCUUCCUGCUUACAAUGACCUGAAGUCUUGCUCUCCCAAAACACCUGCGGAUGACUAUUUCCAGUGUACUGCGGCAAAUGAAGUCUCUCUUUCUGCCCCAUCGUCUCUUGUAAAACCCAGCCAUGACUUUACGGAUAGUGUCUGGAAGGGGAUCUCCUCUGACCGACUGACCCCUCAUCUACCACCACCUCACCCUAUAGAAUAUAAAGAGGAGACAGCCAAGGGACAAAGUAGUAUUCCUAUAGCGACAACGAGCCAAACUCCUGAGCACCUCCCCAAUGGACGAUUGUUACACCAACACAAUCCCGACUCAGGUGACUUGGACAAAAUGCCAGAGGUUUACAGCCAAGAGACUUUGUUUAAACCUCCAGACUAUGUGGAGAGCAGCUUCUCAAGGCCAGGUACGAUAGGUAAGUCCCCUCACACCAAGUCAGCAGAGGUCCUGGAGACUCAGGAGCAUUUUGAUAAACCUCUACCACUGACCGUGCCACCAUCCUCGGCUCAGGAGCAGGCUUCAUGUGCAGAAACCACCUUUGACUAUUACAAUGUGUCGGAUGACGACUCUGAGGAGACAAGUCAUAAGACCCGAGUGGAGGAGAAAGUUCUAGAAGAGGGAGGGACAAUGCAAUGGCUGCUGGAACGUGAGAAGGAGCGGGAUUUGCAGCGGAAGUUUGAGAAGAACCUUACCUUUCUAAGUCCCAAGGAAGGUGAGGGCAACAACAGCCAAAAAUCAGUCCAUUCUACCCGACUGGACAGUAUGGACUCCAGCAGUGUGACUGUGGACAGUGGAUUUAAUUCCCCACGCACACGGGAAAGCCUUGCUUCGAACACCUCGAGUAAUGUGGAAAAUAGCAGGCGUCAGAAUAUGGCUUUGAGUCCAGGACACAUUGGCACCAAAAGACCCCCGCCUCCCUACCAGCCCCCCAGCUUUCGUACCAUCCGUGAGCCGCCCGCCAACCGCACGGAGAAACAGGCCUCCAUCACCAGUGUCUAGUGAUGGGGACCGUUAAACUGAACUUCACCAGGACUGUUACAAUCUUACAGGCUGGACCUUCUGAGCUCGUGUGACGCCUGUUCCAGCUGUAAUUUCAAAUAGAGAUGUGUUUCAAAAAACGCAGUUCAUCAUGAUCACUGGAGGUAUCUUUUACUCUUUUUUUUUUUUUUUUUUUUUUUUUUUUUUUUUUUGAUAUUUGUAACAAAUACUGCUGCAGACAAACACGUCACUUCAUUAGGACUAAAUUUACGAUGAUCUGCAGUCACGUUUGGGAUAAAAUCCUUGAUCAAACUUAGGUGUCCUUUAUAGCUUAAUGUAUCCACUACGGGUCUUAACUGUCUUCUGAUCCAAACUUGGCUGCGUUGCCUCUGCCUAUUCAUUCAUCGCUGCGUCUAGCGUUUCAUUCUGUACGCUCAGGUCCCUCUGAACUCUGCUGACUUACUGUCUCAUAUUUGCUGGCCGUAACUUGAAGGCCACGAUAAUCUCCUUGGAAAUCUAAACAAGCUCAUCUGUUUCCGCUGGAAUCGUUUCACUGCAUCCUUGUGUAUCGUCCACUGUCCUGGGAUUUUUCUGGGAUGUUUGUAGUUUAUUGAAACUUAACAAAACAUACCACCAUCAAGGCAUUAUUUGUUUAGAAAAAAAAUACCAAUUUAAAUAUUACUGGUGCUUUCUCAAUGAAUGGACCGUUAUUCUUUAAAAAAAAGAAAAAAAAGUUGGAAUCCAUUUUUUUUUUCUUUCAAUUUUCUCUUUUAACCAGGUGCUCAACUACUAGACAACACAGAAUACACACAUUGCUACCUCCACUAUUUGUACAGUCGUAGAGGGAGACAAGAGUGACAUCCACCCCCCACCCCAGGUCCACUGUAUUAGACAAACCACUAUCAGCUUGCAAACUGUGAAUGUACUGCUAGUGCUUUUCAAUCACAUGUCGAUCAUAAAGCGUUAGUAACCUACUGUUCUCAUACUAUUAGAGCCGAAUCUCAUUGUAACAGAGAGGAGACUUGUGUAGAGUUUGGAAUCAUAUAGGACCCAUAUAGAGUGGAUAAUUUAGAACUUCAUAUCUCUGAUAUGUCCAUUGUUAUGUUAUAUAAUAACAUAUACUAUUAUUAUUUGUUAUUAUGAUUACUAUUAUUAUUAUUAUUAUUAUUAUUAUUAUUAUUAUUACAAUUACUUUUUUCAGUUCUUUUAGUACACAAAUUCAUGGAAUAGAACAUAUUUUCUAUAUUUCACUGAUUCUUGAGAUGUGGGGCAAAACGUCAAUUUUAUCUGGUGAAUAGUUUUGAAAAAUUAUUUAAAGAAUAUAUAAUGUAAUACCGCUAAUGUAAAAAAGAUUUGUUUAUUCAGCAAGGAUUAAAUUGAUCAAAAGUGAUAAUAGACGUUUUUAUAAUAUUACAAAACAUUUCUGUUUCAAAUAAGCAGCACAACUUUUUCAACAAUGAUAUUAAAGGUACACUGUGUAACUUCUUUUUUGUUCAAAAUUAACAACAGUUAAAUGAGUCAAUACAUCAUCAAACCUUCUUCCAAAAUGUGUUUUUUGUCUUGAUUCACUAUGGUAAGCCUAUUAUAAGUGUUUAUAUUUUAGACCUGCUGGGUGGUUGUCGUGAGAAAUUGCAUACAUACGUCACUCGACCAUGUGUGUCUCAUCAUAUCUGUAAGUAGAGAAAAGUUUCUCUGCUACUUUGAAGCAUGUAUGGUGUGGGAGUGGCACAGGUUAGUUGUCACAACAAGCAAGAAAGUUUGACACGGAGCAGCUAAAUCUCCAAGCUCCAGAGAAUCACCCAUUUUAAAAAACGCCGAACAGAGGAGAGUCUGCUGGCAAAAAGACAAACAUGACAGCUCGUAAUAAAAUGAGAAUCAACAUUGGCUUGGCUUUUCGGAGAUGGCGACAAAUGUUGAUUUGAAAUGCUGUAAAAGUGAUGCAGAGAUGGCAUUAUAAAUAGUGCUGAUUAGGCACUUUUUUAACUGAUGAUCGGUAUCUGUCCUUAGCCAGAUCCUUAUAACGUCAUCUGUCACACAGUUGUCAUGCAGUAGGUGGCAGUAUGCUGCUUUAAGCAGCUUUGCCAACCACCAUUAAAAGGAAAAGAAGCUUUUGUGUGUGUGUGUGUGUGUGUGUGUGUGUGUGUGUGUGUGCGCGCAUAUAUAUAUAUAUAACACAAAUUCCCCAUUUGUGUAAUUGUGCUGUUAAAUGUUUUAGUGUGCUAAAUAUUCAAUGACUUGGAUCGGAUUGGAGACACAAAAAAAAAAAACGUAGGAACAUACCUAGUUUUUAUUACUCAACAGGCGAGUAAGUUAUUUUACUGAACAGAUAAAUUGCCAUGAACUUCAUUCAUUUUUAUUUCAUUUUAAAGCAUUAUCUAUUGUGAAGGGUCAUAUUCAUCUGCACACUCAGAACCGAAGCACAAACAAAACUUGUUUUGCACAAACAAAAAAUUUACAUGGUGUACCUUUUUAAGAAAUGUUUUUUGAGCACCAAAUCAGCAUAUUAGAAUGAUUUCUGAAGAAUAAUGUGACACUGGAUUGUAAUAUUAUACAAUAUUACAGUUUUUAUUAUAUAUAAAAUUAAUGUAGGUAAUUAUACUUAUUCCCUGACCAUAAUUUGCCAUCUUACAGAUUGUAAUAAAAUUGUUUGGGAUAGUUUUAGAUAAUUUCCUAUAGAGUCCUAUUAGCAACCUAGUAGCAACAGCAAAAAAAUAAAGUGGCUACUGCAAUUAACUUGUGUGGUUGUUUUGUCAACAAAAUAUGGUUAUGAUAGUGUCAUUUUCUUCCUACUUAAAGUUAAAUGCUAGAUUUGUCUGUUUUUAAUACAUAUUUGCCAUUAGUCAUUUCAAAUAUGUAUCAUAAAUAUUGACAAAUCUAGCAAAUCAUGUCGCAUCAUGACAGUACACAUUUUGUAACUGACAGCAUUGACCUGUGAAUGAGUUAUAUAUAAAUGAUUUAUAAAACAGCAACCAAGCCAAAGUAAAUGCCUCUGAACAUGUGCAAGUUAAUACAAAAUAAUUAUUUGAGGUAUAAAAUUUUGUUCUGUGUCCUGUUUUGUCCCAGUAUUCAAGAAUCAGUGACUUAAGUUUUUAAAUAAGUUAUUUAAUAAGUCUGAAAGAAUAGCUUCUUUUUUUUUUUUGUGAAAUGAUGUUCACUGCUCCAUUUAGUGAACGUCUGUCAUAUUUCAUCGGAGUACGAGUCCCCUCAUGAGUUCUAGAGGACUGUAAUAUGUCACGCUCUCGAAUAAAAGGAUAAACUGCAGCCAGGACUACCUUGUUAUACCAUUUUUGCACUAAUGCCUGUUCUCUGGUGACUGUAAAAAGAAAAAGGAAAAAAAUCAUCCGAAUGGAUGUUCUGUUUAUAAUGAACAUAUUUCAUACGAAAUACUGAUAGUCCAUGAAAUGUCUUCCCUAAACAUGAUGGAUUUCUUAUGGUUCUCAAUAACAUUGUUCCUUAUUGUGACAUUAUGUCAUUCUGUAAGAGAUGGCUAUCUGUCAAGCUAAGUAUAAAAACCUACAAGGGGGAUUUUUUUGGUAAAGUCUAUAAUAUUUAAAAAAAAAAAAAAAAAAAAAUCCCCAUUUGUGUAGUUGUGCUGUUAAAUGUUUUAGUGUACUAAAUCCCUCCCUUGGGGAUUGUGUAACUUUUUAAGACAAUAAAAUAACAUGACAUGUUUAUAACUGUGUAAUCUCUGUUGAGGUCAAUGCCAUGUUAGGUCUUUGGUGUCAUGUAAAUUGCAAAGCUUGAAGAAUAAUGGUCACAUUAAGGUAAACUACCACAAAUAACCACUAGAGAGCACUCAACAAAAUCUUCAAAGCAUUGACCUUGGACAAAACUUAUUCCAACUAACAAAUGUAAAAAUGACAAAAAUAAUUCCUGCAAGGUUCAGAGUAGUACAUGGUCAAAAUAAAAUUUCUGACUUUGGACAGCAAUGCAAAUCUUGAUCUUUUUGGCACAACUUAAACUUUAUCUUUCCCUCAAGAUCUGCAUUUUAUUUUAUAUAUAUAUAUAUAUGUAUAUAUGUGUGUGUGUGUGUGUGUAUAUAUACAUAUAUAUAUGGCACAAAAUGCAUUCAAUGACUACAUCUUUGAAAUUACAUUAAUUCUUUUCUUACUUCGACACAAAUGCCAAAACUCAGUGUACCUACAGACCAAUUUGCACAUGCUUACAUACUGUUUUCAAGAUUGUUAAACUUAAGUUCAAAACGAUAACAUAAUACAAAAUUUUAUAUGAUUAGCAAAGGUUUUCACCCAGCAAACACUUUGUCAGUUCUGAAAGAAUGAGUUGAUUUGAGACAUGAAUGAAGUGUUUUGGUAGAUUUAGUGCAUUUUGAAUGUGAAAGCAUCUAAUUAACUGUUGUGCCAAGAUGAAGCUGGUUAGGAAAACCAUGUGAAGAUUUUUGAAAAAGUGACCUAAGUAUUGAGAAAUGGGUCCUAGCAAUUUGUAAAAAAAAAAUAUUUUGUAAGAAUCAAAAGCCCAAUGUGUCAAAAGAAAUCAGAAACCUCUGAGGUUAACCGUAGUGCUCUUGCUUCAUUUCCUGUUGCGAUUGCUUUCAUCUUGGGUGUUUUGUGAAGUUUGAAAUGGCUGAAAUUUAAGACUAAUUUAAGCCUUUUCUAGAUGCAUAUUGCUCGAUUAUUGAACUUACAAAAAACAUGGCUGUUAUGACAGCAUAAAGCACAACGGACACAUUUGGGAGUUUAUUCAGCAAUACAUGUUUGAUAUUGCAUUUGAGAUACAGCUGGUUUGAAAAGUACAGUGCAGCAACUGAGAGAUUCAUCUUUUCUACCACAAAACAAACCUCAAAUCUUCCAUUGUGCGUUCGGAAGAAGCAUUAGCAACUUUUUCCCCUGCAUCCAAAUAUGCUCAAAAAUGAGGAAGAGGCACGCUUACAUUAACGGAAUGAUCACAAUAUACUGUGGAAAUUCAUAGUGUGCAAAAUGUAGAUUCCAAGACUAGUAGCUCAAAAAUAUUCUGUAAAAUGCACUCAAAUCUAAAAUGCACUGUUAAAAAUGGUUAAUUGCUAAUCUAUUCAGCAGAGUUGAAAGUGAACCACACAAAGCUCAAUUCAGUGUUUUGGAAUUAAAUUAAAAGUUAUAUAAUUAAAUACAGAAUAACAAAACUAAAGUAAAACACAAAAUAUUUAACUAAACUGCCUAUCUAAAAUCACAACACAUGUAAUGUUUGUAUCAGUAUCAUGGUAAACAAUGUGCUGUUAUCUUGUCCUCCUUUGCUAUUUGGUUAUUUGCUGUGUCAUCACUGCACAUGUGGAUCUGAGGUAAUGUAUGUUAAAUUCAGCUAUUCUGAAUGGAAUGGCUGUCUAGCAUGCAUGUAACAGCAAAAGGAAGGACUGAUAACUAAAGUACAUGACUGCAAGAGAAAUACUUCACAUAUUUGAGCUACUGAGAAUUAUGUGCUUAUAUGGAUGAAAUAUGUUCAGAAGAAUGUGUUUUGCACUAGUGUGUUCACAGGUCACAUGAUGACAAACUUCUGUACAGAACCAUCACAUGUUCAUGACUGAAAUGUUUCUGUAUCCAUGCUCUGUGUGUGUGUGUGUGUGUGUGUGUGUGUGUGUGUGUGUGUGUGUGUGCGCGCGCAU
Ctenopharyngodon idella (grass carp) is the source of this 9832-nucleotide messenger RNA. RefSeq names its product storkhead box 2b (gene stox2b). The transcript is spliced from 4 exons. Gene Ontology annotation, biological process: positive regulation of transcription by RNA polymerase II. The record is from RefSeq and is a predicted model, not a curated record. Gene Ontology annotation, molecular function: DNA-binding transcription activator activity, RNA polymerase II-specific; RNA polymerase II transcription regulatory region sequence-specific DNA binding. Lineage: Eukaryota; Metazoa; Chordata; Actinopteri; Cypriniformes; Xenocyprididae. Gene Ontology annotation, cellular component: nucleus; cytoplasm. The coding region runs from base 1492 to 4260 and encodes 922 amino acids.